Molecule: messenger RNA, 1259 nt
Organism: Photinus pyralis (common eastern firefly)
Lineage: Eukaryota; Metazoa; Arthropoda; Insecta; Coleoptera; Lampyridae
Product: 15-hydroxyprostaglandin dehydrogenase [NAD(+)]-like
Exons: 5
Coding region: 1-891 (296 amino acids)
Cellular component (GO): cytoplasm
Molecular function (GO): oxidoreductase activity, acting on the CH-OH group of donors, NAD or NADP as acceptor
Source: RefSeq, a predicted model, not a curated record
AUGAUUCAAAGAACUGCCGUGCCAUUUUUAGCACUACUUGCGUGCGCGAGGUCAGGCAGUUACGAUUUUAAUGGAAAGAUUGCUUUGGUAACGGGAGCAAGUCGAGGGAUCGGUUUAGGUAUCACCACCCAGCUUUUACUCAAUGGAAGUGUUACCAUGGUCAGUGUUAAUGCUGCUCGAGGCAAUCAGACCGUUCAGUUACUUACUGAAAAAUUCGGGAGCGGAAAGGUGAUCUGGUUGCAAGGUGACGUUAGUGACGCGGAGCAACUUGAGGAGGCGUUUAACGCGUCUACUUCCCACUGGGGUGGUUUGGAUAUUGUUGUUAAUGGUGCCGGGGUGGUUGACGAACCACAUCCAGCUAGAUUAAUUAAUAUCAACGCACUGGGAGUAGUGCAAGGAACGAUAUUGGGGUUUAGGUACAUGAGUAUAGCUAAAGGAGGACGUGGAGGGGUUAUAAUUAAUGUGUCUUCAAUAUAUGGAAUUGACCCCAUAUCUUUCGUGCCAGUUUACAGCGGCACUAAAGCCUUCGUUGUUGGACUAGGACGUUCCUUUAGCAAUCCGCUUUAUUAUUACUACAACAACGUUCGUGUAAUGACCAUUUGUCCAGGAAUCACCAAGACAGAUAUUCUAAGUAAAGAGCAAUUUAUGAAUGGCAUGUCCAAUAAAUUCUUACCUGGACUCAACCUAAUUGCUUAUUUAGGAUCUUGGUUCAUAUAUGAGCAGUCGUCCGAUAAUGUCGGUAAAGCCGUCAUAGUAAUGCUAAACGAUGGCGAAAACGGAAGCGUGUGGGUUUCCGAAAAUGAGCAACCACCCUAUCAAGUUGAAUUUUCGAAUAGGAGGGCAAUGAAAAAGAACAAAUUGUCAAGCUUUUUCGAUCAAUUCUUCGGCUAGUAGCAAACUGAAAAUUAAAAAUUCUUCUAUUUCUUUACCGCCAUUGAAGUAUUCGUCAUUCUUCAGCACAAAGUACACUUCCAUCGAUGUAGGUACCUACCACUCAUCCUAACACUUUGUGUCCCCUCGAUGACAAAACCAAGUUGCAACUUCCCUUUCUGAUUGCAUUAUAGCAUUGAAUAAGUACUAGGUACCUUAAUUUAGAUAGUAAAGGUCUAACAUUUUCUGGAAACAAUUUUAUAUCUAAUAGUAUAUUAAGUAUUAAGGUCAGUAGGUGUACUUUACCGAUUGAGGAUAAUAAUUGCAAACCGAGAGCGCAGCUCGAGGUGUGCAAUAUUAUCCGAAAUCGGUUAAGCACCUACUGGCCG